AUCAGUGUCCUCAUGGCGCGCACUCUGGGACGCGUUUUGUUAGCAACCGCCAAGCAUGGCUGUGGUAAUAGAAUAGCCCGUGUAAUUUGACACUUCAACUUGCCGUGCUCUACGCUAGUUGAUUCAGGCAGUCGCACUCAGGCGAAAGCCUUGUGCGCCUUUUCUCUACUGUUUUGCAAAGUAUAAAGGAGGGGAAAAAAACCCAAAACAAUACGCGACGCGACUUGCGCUGAGGCAGGAUUUUUCCCGGAGCCGCACUCGGAUCAGAUCUGAAAGUGCGCUGGAGGCCGGUGUAGCUCCGAGCGGGGACAGAAGGAGAUUCCCCACCGACUCUAUGAAGGGAGGGGAGGGGGAGGGGGAGGGGGGCACUCACCACACCGCAAGCCUGCACUGCAAACAGAUCAGCUCUAUGAUUGAUGAGGAUAUAAGGGUGGAUUGGCUAAACACUAAACAAAGAAACCUACCGCGUCCUCUGAGAGAAGAACUUUAAUGGCUUCCAGGUAGAGAGAAAGAGACAGCAAUCAAGAUGAAUUCAAUUCCUUCGAUGGACAGACAUAUACAGCAGACCAAUGACAGACUGCUGUGUAUCAAACAGCACUUACAGAACCCGGCCAAUUUUCAGACAGCGGCUACAGAGCUGCUCGACUGGUGUGGCGACCCGAGAGCAUUCCAGAGGCCGUUUGAGCAAAGCCUGAUGGGAUGUCUGACGGUGGUGAGCCGUGUUGCCGCACAGCAGGGUUUUGACUUGGACCUGGGCUACCGGCUCCUGGCUGUGUGUGCAGCCAACCGGGACAAGUUCACCCCAAAGUCAGCAGAAACCAACACCUGCAGGAGAUGUCAAAGUGACUCAGCACUGCUGUCGUCCUGGUGUGAGGAGCUGGGUAGGCUUCUCCUGCUGCGGCACCAGAAGAAUCGUCAGAGCGAACCCCCGGGCAAAGUGCCUAUGCAGCCACCCAUGAACUCCAUGAAGCCCUCGCUAUCCCACGGUGAUGGGUCCUUUCCGUAUGACUCGGUUCCCUGGCAGCAGAAUGCCAACCAGGCCCCAGGCUCACUGUCAGUGGUGACGACUGUGUGGGGGGUGACCAAUACAUCACAAAGUCAGGUAUUGGGCAACCCCAUGGCUAACACAAACAACCCCAUGAACCCUGGAGGCAAUGGAAUUGGGUCUGGCAUGUCAGCCAAUAACCCAGGGCUGAACUCCCCUCAGUUUCCUGGCCAACAGCAGCAGUUCUCAGCCAAAGGUGGCUCCAACCAGGCCUACAUGCAGCAGGGCAUGUACGGGCGAACAGGGCAUCCUGGAGCUGGAGGAUUUAGCGGGAGUUACCCGGGUGGUCCGAAUGCUCCAAGUGGCAUAGGCAUGCCCCCUCACACUCGGCCUCCGUCCGACUUUACCCAGCCUGCUGCUGCUGCCGCUGCUGCUGCUGUCGCUGCUGCUGCUGCCACUGCAACAGCAACUGCCACGGCAACUGUGGCUGCCCUGCAGGAAACCAACAAGGACAUGAACCAGUAUGGACAGAUGUGCUCAUCAUUUCAGAUGGGCCCUGCGCAGGGCUAUAACAGCCAGUUUAUGAACCAGCCCGGACCCCGGGGACCGCCGGCCAUGGCAGGAGGCAUGAACCCAGCUGGCAUGGGUGCUGGCAUGAACAGCUCCAAUAUCAGCGGCCCUCCAAUGGGCAUGAACCAGCCCAGGGCACCAGGAAUGGGGCCGUUUGGGGCCCAUGGCCAAAGGAUGCCCCAGCAAGGAUACCCAGGCCCCAGAUCUCAGUCCAUGCCAAUGCAGGGCACAAAGAGGCCCUAUCCUGGAGAACCCAACUAUGGGGGACAGCAGUUUGGACCUAAUGGCCAGUUCCCCAAUCAGCAAGGACAGUAUCCAAACCCUAAUGCGUCCAGAGCCCUGCCCUCUCCCAGUUACCCCGGCCAGAGGAUGCCAGGCCAGCAGGGAGCAGGCCAGUACCCACCUUCAGGAGUACCCAUGGGCCAAUACUACAAGCAGGAGCCAUUUAAUGGCCAAAAUAAUAAUUUCUCUGGAGGUAGUUAUGGCUAUAAUCAAGGCAGUGGGCCUCCUCGGCAGGUUGUGAACUAUCCUCAUUCACCCGUUCCUGGGAAUCCCACACCGCCCAUGACUCCAGGAAGCAGUAUCCCUACAUACCUCUCGCCCAACCAGGAUGUCAAGCCUCCUUUUCCCCCUGAUUUGAAACCGAAUAUGACGUCACUGCCUCCACCACCGACUAACCCCAAUGAGGAGCUGCGGCUGACCUUCCCCGUACGUGAUGGUGUGGUGCUCGAGCCAUUCAGACUGGAGCACAACCUGGCUGUCAGCAACCACGUCUUCCACCUGCGGCCCUCUGUUCAUCAAACACUCAUGUGGAGAUGCAUGGAAUGCAGCUGUAUUCAGUCUGACCUGGAGCUGCAGUUUAAGUGCUACCACCAUGAGGACCGGCAGAUGAACACGAACUGGCCAGCGUCGGUGCAGGUCAGCGUUAAUGCCACGCCACUCACCAUCGAGAGAGGAGACAACAAGACAUCCCACAAACCCCUGCACCUGAAGCAUGUGUGUCAGCCGGGAAGGAACACCAUCCAGAUUACCGUCACAGCCUGCUGCUGUUCUCACUUGUUCGUGCUGCAGCUGGUGCACCGGCCGUCAGUGAGAUCCGUCCUGCAGGGCCUUCUCAAGAAGAGGCUCCUGCCAGCAGAACACUGCAUUACCAAAAUAAAGAGAAAUUUUAGCAGUGUAGCAGCGUCCUCUGGGAACGCGACACUGAAUGGAGAGGAUGGCGUGGAGCAGACGGCCAUCAAAGUGUCCCUAAAGUGUCCCAUAACAUUCCGGCGGAUCCAACUCCCAGCCCGGGGACACGAUUGCAAGCAUGUGCAGUGCUUUGACCUGGAGUCCUACCUGCAGCUGAACUGUGAGAGAGGGACGUGGAGGUGUCCUGUAUGCAAUAAAACCGCGUUACUGGAAGGUCUGGAAGUGGACCAGUACAUGUGGGGAAUUCUCAAUGCCAUCCAAAAUUCGGAGUUUGAGGAGGUCACAAUUGACCCCACAUGUAGUUGGCGGCCGGUGCCCAUAAAGUCUGACCUGCACAUAAAGGAGGAUCCAGAUGGCCCUCUUGCCAAGCGCUUUAAAACCAUGAGUCCCAGUCAGAUGAUCAUGCCUAACGUGAUGGAUAUGAUCGCUCAGCUGGGGCCGGGACCCUCACCCUACACCUCCCUCCCACCUCAGCAUGGAGGGAACAACACAGAGUACGCCAGCCAAGGCAACAGUUACCAGGGCCAUGGAAACUUUGAUUUUCCACACAGUAAUUCUGGUGGAGGAGCUCCAAUAAAUGACUUCAUGCACGGCCCUCAGCUUUCACACCCUCCGGAUGUACCCAACAACCUCAUGGGUCCAGACAAACCUCUGAGCCACGGCAUGGCCGACUCGAUGCCUCAUCCUGUGAGUGCUGAGCAAUCCCAUGCUUCUAUGCCACCAGGCAUGCACGUAUCGCCCCACCCCAACAGCCAAUCAGCACAGCCAUUACAUCACAGCGGCCCUUCAUCUGGCCCUCCCCCACGGCAAGCCCCGCCCCUGCAGCAGCAACAGCCUGGCCCCAACAGCCACACGCACGGUGACAUGACCUUUAACCCUGGUGCUGAGGGCCAGGUGGGCGGUCAAGGGGCAGCAGACAUGCCCGAGCCCUCUCUGGAGCUGCUGCCCGAGCUGGCCAACCCAGAUGAGUUACUGUCGUAUCUGGACCCUCCGGACCUCCCAAGCAACAGCAACGACGAUCUGCUCUCCCUCUUUGAAAACAACUGACUUCCCUAACCCACCUUUAUCUGAGGCACUGACAUGUUCAGCUGUCAGGAGUCAAGCAGAACCCUGACCACCAAUUCAGUACUUUACAACCGCAAAACACUCGUCCUCCUUCUGCCUCUACUUGUGUAAAUAUCUCACUCUUUUACGGACGUCCUUUUUCCACACAUCUAUGGCAGCCAUGUUGGUUGGCACUAAAGUGAUAUUUCAAUACUAAUAUGAAAAGAAAAAAAAAAAAACUGUGCAGCUAUAAUCAUAAGAAUAUAUGUCACACAGAACUGUAUGUGUGCUCACUAGGAAAGUGUUGUAGCAUUUUUUAAUUCAGAUUUUUUUCCUUUUGUGAAAAGCAAGACCUGAAUAGAAAAAAAAAAGAUACUUCCUGUACUGGCUUAUGUGUGUGUCCUCCCAUGAGCAUUCUGAGGUUUGUUCUUCCAAGCUUUAUGUCCACAGCUUCCCAAAUCUCCCAUCUAGUGUUUUUGACUGGAUGUCCUCAUUGUAUGUCAGAAGUCCCUUGGAAAAAGCACAACAACAUUCAGCAGAACUGCAACCGGAAGACUGAAAAGGAAAACAUCACAGGAACCAAAGGCUGCAUCACAGUCACUGAGAGGUUUAGCAUCAUAGCAAUGUGGUACUCCCAUCUCACAGACUUAAUGCCAGGCCUCUGAAGUCCUCAUGUAGCUCAUGUGGAACGUGCGAACGUGUGAUGUGCGGGAAUCCCAUUCAGAUCGGCAUAGCAUAUCUCGUUUUGUCCAUUAUAUUCACUCGCGAGUGUUGUAUUCAAAUCAAAACAAGUUCCCGAGGGCAUUGUGACAAUUCAUUUCACUGUUUUUUAAUAGGAACGCCAACAUAUCAAUACUGUAUGUGUGAUAACGUGCAUCAAUAACCAGCACUGUACCUCCUUCACAAAUCUCUCCAUCUCAGAGUACCGUGGAAUCAAAAGUCGGUGGGCAACGCAAUUCAUUUUGUAACGUAAGAAGUAAUGCAAUCACUUUUUAAAGAGUAGUUUGAGUGUUACAACAUCUGUGUCCUCUGUCAGCUGUCUCUUCUGGGAGUCUUUCCCCAUUUAAUGCAUGAGCUUUAUCCCUCCCAGGCCUGUGAUGUCAUGAAUAACAAGAACUCCGUGUGUGCAUACAGUGUGUUCAUUGUGCACUCGUGCCAAUCCCACGUUGUUUUAGUGACUGAACCAAGUGUAGACUGAUUUUCUUCUUCUUUUUCUUUUCUUUUUUUUUUUUUUUUUUUAAACCAGUGCGUUCAGACGUGUUCCUCUCCUGUUUUUAUUCAUUUCUGACACGAACUAUGAUCAUGUAAGGACUACGUUUGUUACGCGCAAUAUAUUGUUCAUGAUAUAAUUCCUGUUUUUCGCCCUGUUGUUGUAACUCUCUAAAUGUACAGUGUAUGUGCGUUUAUUACAAAAUGGCCAUGUAUUACCAAAGUUCUGCAUAGUGAUUGGAGGAGAUGGCCCAAUCCUGUCGUACCAAGCUAAUAAUCUUUGAUCGAGAUGGUUAAGCAUGUGACACCUUCUUUUCCGCCGAUGCAUUCACACAACAAUAUAAUUAUCACACAGUAUUGUAUGGUACAAUAAUUUUUAUAGUCUUGGUUUUGUAGAGGUUACAUAUCUAUGUACAAUUCUACAUAAUCGGUUUUAUUUUUAUCCCGAUAACCCCCUGAAAGAGUCGAAGAAAUGAUAUUUUUCCUACGUGUGUACAUUUUGGCUUUAGGCCCAACUCGACAAGUCAAGAAGGAAACCACUCAACACAUCAGAUCACUGUUUAACAGUUUUUGUAUUAUGAAACAAUAUAAAUUCAGCAUAAUAGGAACUGCAAAUAAAUAUGAGUUACUCCUUGCGUAUUUAAAUUCUGUUAAUCGUCGAAAUGUACUGUAUGUUUGCUUUAAGUUGUUUUGUUUGUUUUUCUUUUCUCAAACGAUACAUUGACUCGUUUGAGCUUCACACGCGUACAGCUGAAUACCUUUCACGAUGUGUUUUAUUUUUCAAUGUUCAUUUCCAUUUUAAAUUAUUUUCUAUCACAGACUGUUGGUGUUCAGUUAUGUAUAGACCUUAUGUUCGUUGCUGACACAUUUUAAGUCCUAAACAGGCAAAUGUGCUUUAGCUCAUAGCUCCAGUCGGUUUGUAAUUCACUUGUGUCUUUUUUCUUUCUUUCUUUUUUUUUUUUUUUUUAAACUGAUGCACUGCCACAUUUUUUGUUCUUACUUUGUAGACACCUACAGACAGAACCUGAACUGAACUCUCCACUUGCACAUUGCUUACACUGCAGGUUGUUGAGACGAGUCCCUGUUUUAGACCUGUCACUUACUGUAGCUGUACAGUUAUUGGAGAAGAACGCGAGUCGAUGUCGAGACAGUUACAGUGAAAUGAAUUUGACGCUGUUUGUCCCUGAUUCAGCCACAGGUCUCAAUGGGAAACGGUUUGAAAGAAUGCCCUAGCAGGGGACAUAAGGGAUGCAUGUACAUAUGUAAAUGACAAAUAGAGACACGUUAACAGAAAUGUAUUCAUUUUCCCCAGGGGAAUGUGCAUUGUGUAUUUAGAAUUUGUAAAGCUUGCAACCUCCUAUCAGACUCGAAUUGGGUAAAAUGAAUCUGUGUUUGUUAGCGUCUGUGGAACCUCUUUCCGAUUUUUCGUUUUGUUUUGUUUUGUUCUUUCGUUUCACUUAUGUAAAAUAUUUCCAAUGCCUCCUAGAAAAGGGGAAUUAUGGGGGCAAAGAGACACAUUUGUUUCACCUUUGUGUAAUUAGCUUCUGUGUAUUGCUCCAUUACCUGUGUACUCUAUAAGGUGCUACAAAAGAUGAAGAAAAUCCUGGGGAAUAAUUUGGAGGAUGGGACAUGGGGCCUGGAGUAGUUCCAAAAGAUUGUAACCAAAUUAAUAGUUUGUACAAUUUUGAUAUCAUGAUCAGAGGGGGGCGGGGGGCGGGAAGGUACAAUCUGAGGUGAUUGGCGCCUAAAGUGGCAGUUGUCUUUUUUGUUUUGUACAUUCUGUGUACAAUCAUUUCAUAUUCUAAACUGUUCGGAAGAAAAAAACUAAUUGUGAUUUUUAGUCUUGCAAAACUGUAUGUAGUUAGAUGCUGUGACAUCCUAAUAUUUAUCUAAUAAAUAUGUAUUCAGAUGAAACAUG
Molecule: messenger RNA, 6917 nt
Organism: Ictalurus punctatus (channel catfish)
Lineage: Eukaryota; Metazoa; Chordata; Actinopteri; Siluriformes; Ictaluridae
Gene: zmiz1a
Product: zinc finger, MIZ-type containing 1a
Exons: 26
Coding region: 527-3793 (1088 amino acids)
Biological process (GO): protein sumoylation; regulation of transcription by RNA polymerase II
Molecular function (GO): zinc ion binding; SUMO ligase activity
Source: RefSeq, a predicted model, not a curated record